CUCGGUACGAUUAAUUACUAAGAAAAGGACAUACAUAUUAGCGGGUUCGAAUCCAAGGAGGGUUAAGCCUAACAUUUCUCUUGUUUUACCAAAUAUUUUCAUUUUUCAUAAUCAGUUUAAAAGCAACUGCUUGAAGUAUAACAUAAAGAGUCAUAUGAAAACAGUACAACCUCAGUCCAGUGAAAUGCACCUAUGGACUUAGCUUCAGCUUUCAUGAUCAGUGUGCAAUUAGAUGCUCAAGGUUGAAACUGAUACAGCUAUACCAUGGACGAUCCAGAAGAAGACAGUUUACAAAACUCAACUUUGUCAAUUCCAAGUACUUCAUGUCAUCAAGGAGUGGUGGUAGUUUUUGCUCAGCCUGAUGAAAGUUCUGAUUGUGAAUGCUCAAAAGAAGAAAAUGAGAACACAAAUAAUGCAGAAACUUUAAUGCAGAAUUCAUAUAAUCUGAGAGACAGAGACUCUGAGGAAGAAGUUUCAGUACAGUUUGUAUUAGACAAAGAAGAAGAAAGUGUUAGUAAAGAAAGCCCUUCUAUGGAGCCUAAACCAAAAAAAAAACUUUCAAAAAAGGUUCCAAAGGCAACAUACUUGAAAGAUGAUACCUUAUCAUUUGCAAUUUGUGGAAAGAAUGUUAUUCCAUUAAAAUUAAGAGAAACAGUGAAACCUAGAAGAAUUUCUGCAAAAUUAAGAGAGAAGUGGAUUUUAAUGACUAAGAUAAAGAAACAAAUUCCUUGUCCUGUUACCAGCUGUGAGAGAACAUUCUCAAAUAUUAAUGGAAUUAUCAACCAUUAUCAGUGGUGUAUUGGACUCAAUGGAAAACAAUAUUCAGUGUGUCAGUUCUGUAGUGUACCUGUUCUCACUGAAAAUAAUUCAGAAGAAAAUCAUGUAAAGAGCAAACAUCCAGAAAGGUUACAGAUAUACAAAACUUUCAGGAGAAAAGGAUUCAGGAAAAAAUCUACCUUAUACAGUAGUUCAGAGGAUGAAAUGAAUGUCAAGAAGCAGCAGCAGUGUAGAAAACAAGCUCAGAAAACUUUAAGAGACGAGAACAGACUUAAUUCAAUGGUUUCUUUUAGUGGUUUUGAAAAGCCUAGAAGGACUUACACAAGAGAAAACAUAAAACCAAAACCAAUAUUAUGUGAUGAGGAAUCUAUUAAUAGUACCUUGAACUCUACUAUGUCAGAAACAAAUUCUUCUAGUUAUGAAAGUAAUUGUGAGGAUUUGUUUCUUUCUGCAUUUAGUGCUUCUGAAGAACAUACUGUAGAGAGGGGAAGAGAAAAAGAAAAUGAAUCAUUACCUGCAGAAAUAUGCUCAUCUAAUGUUUCAAAAUCAUCAACAUUAUCUUUUCCAGAGACCAAACUUCAGUCUAGUCCAUCAAAACUGAACGAAUCUGGUCAAAGUACAUCUGUGGAAGAUGCACGCAUAACCUUAAUAGACUCUUCUGAAGAGUCUGACUCUUGUGCAUCUGCUAGAACAGAGUCUCAAGUGAAAAGUGAUUACAUUUCUUGUGUUUCAAGUAGUGAAUAUGAUAAAACAUACGCCAGUCCAACAUUAUUAGAGAAUGAAGAUAAAAUCGUUUUGUGCAAUGCUUCUUCUUCUGAAAGCUCUUUGAACUUGGAACUUUGUAAUACUAAAACAAUUCACGAAGUUAAUGCCUUAAAUGAAAAUGUUCCAGGUUCUGUACCUUCUACAUUCGAAGAAAAUGACAGAACUAGUACACAGAAUGUAAACCAGAAUGGAUUAUCUUUCUCAAAGAGUUGUCCAACGAAUUUCACACCAUGCAAAAAUUUAAACCAUAUUGAAAGAAAACGAUUGCUUGUGACACCAGUUCUUCAAGAAGAAUUUGAACCAUGUCAAAAGAAGAUAAAAUUAACACAUGCUCUUAACAUUAAUGACUCUCAUUUGAACUCUCCUAAUAAUUCUAAUGACAGCGAAAAACCUAACUUCAUGCACAGUUUAGAACUCUCUCCCUCCUCCAAACUGAAUACUGACCAUGUAAUUGAAUCUGAAGCAAAACAUAUUAGCAUUAACCUGUUGGAAGCUAGACCUUUAUCAGAUGGUGCAGCAGAAAUUGUAUCAUUUCAGAAUAUUUCACCAAAUUACAGUGCAAAGUCUCAAUUAGUUAAAAACAGUCCAUCAUUUACCACAAGCAGCUUAGAGAAAAACAGUCCAAGAGGUAAAUACAAGUCUAAGGGUGUUUAUACAUCUACUCCAACUGUGUUAUUCCUACGACCAGAGAUAGAUGAACUUCAAGUGAACAGUCCUGCUGAGAAGCCACCAUCAGACAGUGUUUUGAAAGAUAAAAACUUCUCAACUACUGUGUCUGAAAAAGACAACAUAGAAUUCUCCAUUUCCCCCAAGAAAAUAAGUUCUCAUGAUGUCAACCUUACCGAACAUCAAGCCUCGAGGAAAAGAAAUAGAAAUAUUUUUGAAACCUUAGGUAUAAGAACACAGAGUAGUCAAGCUACUGUUAAAAAAUCAUUAAGCACAAAAAGCAGUCAAUGUUCUUCUGUUGUGAAUGGAACUCUGUCUCAAGAGAAAGAAGAACAUGAAGCUCCAUCACCAACUGAAGUUCCUCAAACUUGUUUCAAAAUGGUUGGAGAUGAAAAACAUCUGACAGUGUCACGUAACUUAAAGCCUACACAAAUAUCAGACAAUUCUCUCAUAAAUACUGACAAUUCAAUUGUCCUUAAUGAUGCAGAUAAACCAGGAAGUAGCUUGCCUGAUAAUUGCAAAGAUCCAUGGUAUCAUAAAGCUUCUUCUCUUAACUCAGAUGAGGAUUUUGCUGAUUCUUCUGGUCAUUACACAGUACAUAAUUAUUCCUUUAUUGCAACUGAACAGACUGGGAAAGACAAUGUUAAUAACAAUGAAAAUCAAUCUAGUAUGUUAAAAUCUUCAAGAAAAGACAUGUUAUUGGCAAAUAUAUUAGAAAUGAGUAGAUUGAAAGACUCUUUGGGACGAAGAAAAGCAGUUCAUCUAUUUCAAUGUAGAGAGAGCACUAGGAUGAAAGGUAGUGGUAGAGAUUUUACUAAAAAAAAGCUAUCUGCAAAAGUGAGUAAAGCUAGAGAAGAUAUAGCAGUAGUUUCAGAUAUAAAUUGCAUAGAGCUGACCAAAGGAAGUGCAGAACCUAAGAGGAUGUUCACCAGGAUUCGAAGUUUCAGAAGACGUGGCAGGCCAUGUGGAAGAAAAUAUUUUAGAUCAGAAAGACUGGAACAUAAUAAAAUUCCUCCUGAAGCAUACUUUUCUUUAGAAAAUACAAGUGCCUUUUGUCAAACUUCAAAAAAUUUCAGAAGUAGAGGAAGGGGUAGGCCUAGAAAACUUCGGGAGGUUCCCAGGAGUUCAAAAUCAUUGAGUCAAGAAACCAUGGUUGUAAGUGAUUGUAAUUCAGAAAAAUCUAAAGAGAUAUAUUCAUCUAUUGAACAAGAAAAUGGAAUGUUUGGAAGGUCACAGACAUUUGAAAAUGGAAAAGGGACAAUAAUAUCAGAUGACCUGUCAGUUGUAGAAGACUAUCUAACUGAUGGUCUGCAGAUGACUACUACAACUUUAGUGAAUAAAAACCUUAUUAGAGGAACAGAGAGUGGUAGAAGAAGAAGAGGAAGGCCUAGAAAGACAACUGUGCAUGUUAUAGAAAAAGAAACAGUUAUAGAGGAAUCAGAAAAGGCACCAGUAAAUUUUCACAUUUCAGAAGGAUCAAAAAGUUGUUCAGCUGAUACAUGUAAUUCUCAUGAUACAGAAAUAAAUGACGCACUUUCAAUGAACAAGGUAUCUGCUACAGAAACAAUUAGAGGUAAGAGAAAAAGAGGAAGGCCAAGAGCAGCUGCUUUGCAUACUGUGGAAAGAGAAUUAGCAACAGGUGAUUCUGGAAGAAAGGCUGUAAGUUUCCAAACUUCAGAAGAAUCCAACAAUUAUUCGGGUGAUAGUUCUUUUUAUGAUGCAGAAUUGCCUGAUACUUUUGGAAUUGACAAACUACCAGUUAGAGGAGGAUAUAGUGAUAGAAGGAGUAGAGGAAGAAAUAAAAUAACAUCUGUACAAGCUACAGAAGAGUCUAAAGAAAAGGAUUUUUUUUGUGGAAGCUGUGGAGCCAAAUAUCUAACAAAACAACUUGUUCUUCUCCAUAUUAAUAACAGUCACAAUGGACUUGCUAAAGUUAAUGAUAAUACACCAAUGUCAGAAAAAGAAGAAGCAUUGGCUCUUCGAAUCGCUCUUCGGAGGGCUAAAAAGUUGACAUGUCAGAUGCCUAGUUGUCGAAAACAUUUUACUACUAUCGGAGGCUACUUGUACCACAGAGGCAUUUGUGGGGUAGAGGGGCGAGGAUACGUUAACUGUGAAAUAUGUGGUAAAAAACUGAGGGAGGUCAGUAUGAUUCCACACAUGAAAAAUGCACAUCCAGUUAAAAGUCUUGAGACUAUGGAAGAGAAAGAUGAGACUUUUAAUGAAGGAACAAAAAUUCCAAAGCGAAAAGCUGCAAUGAAAGCCCAACAGCAAGUACAGAGUUAUAUAAAGAAUCUAGCAGAAAAUGUUGACUCAAAGAGUAGAACGUGUUCAGUAUCAGAUUCAUACAGUGGUACAUCAAGUGAAUAUGAUGAAGAUGAGGAAGAGAAAGAUGGGUAUACUAAAAGAAAAAUUCAGGUGGAGGACUUGAUUCCAUGGAAGGGUUUAUUUAGUGAAUUGGAUGUGAUUCAAAAAACAGAAGAAGAAGGCAGUGAGGUACUGCAGGAGUUAGAACAGAAUAAUCAACUAAUAUGCCGAAAAAAUGGUUGUGGGAAGACAUUUCAGUCCAUAAAAGGUUUGAAAAUUCAUUUGGCCAGCUGUGAAGCAACACUUGAGAAAACUUGGCGAUGUACAACAUGUGAAACCAACUUCAAGGGGAUUGAUUCACUCUUCAACCAUUUAAUUUGCAAUCAUCAUGAAUACAUAACUGCAGAAUAUGCUAAUGAUAGCAAGUAUUCACUUCCCAAAAGAAAGCUGCAUAAUGUCUUUAAAGAGUAUGGGUCAGAAAGAGUCGAUAAAAUGCCUUUUGAACCUGCUAUGAAUUGGACUUUAGACUUCCGCAAGAAUCAUUAUAAGAAAGAAUUAUUUUCCCAGUGGAAGCCACGUGUAAAGGACUGGGAAAAGUUAAGUCCCAUGGAAUCUAAACAGUACUAUCCAGAGCUGAAAGAAUCACCAUACAUUAGGUUUGCUUAUUCUGAUAAUGUUCCAGAGAUUGUUCCAUCUGCUUGGAAGAAGUUAAGCUUGUUUGAAUCAGUAUCUUCUGAAAAUUCCUCCUCUUCAACAUUUUUUGUUGGUGGUCCUGUUUGGGCUUGUGAUUGGUGUACAGUUCCUUUGGGUGUAACUACCAAACAAUAUAUUGCAUUAUCAGUUUCCCUAAAAGCAGAUGGAACUCAUUCACUGGUGGACACUUCUGCAGAACAAGGAAUAAUUCAGAUUUGGGAUGCAGGCAUAUUGGAUUCAAACAAAUCUGAAAGACCUCCUCAGCUUAGUCUGACUAUAGCUCAUAACUUUGGUGCUGUGUGGAAACUUUUAUGGUGUCCCUCUGGAUGUUGGGAACCAGAGUCUGGAAACCAAUGUACCAAAGAAGAUGAGGAAAGCAAAGAGACUCUGCCUCGUUUGGGUUUGAUGGCUGUAGCAUGUGGUGAUGGUUACAUUCGAAUAUUAAGUAUUCCUCAUCCAACAUCCCUUGUCACAGAUCAAAAAGAUCUGCAAGCUGUUUACAGAGUAAAACCAGUAGCAGUGCUUUCACCACCAGGGGAAGGGCCUUGUAUUGCAAGUAAGAAAAGCAUUUGUUGUGCACUCAGCUGGAAUAAAACUGAGGGUCAUCAACUAGUAGCAGGAGGGUAUGCUUCAGGGUUAUUGUCAAUUUGGGACUUGAUGUCUUCUUCUCCCCUGUUGGUAAUUGAGUCCAACAAUCACUUUGUGAAGCUUUAUCCAUAUCUUUCAUUUUAUGCUCAUGCUUGCUGUGUAACAUCUCUCGUGUGGGGUCCAGUGCCUGGUGGACGAUUUUUGGCCACGUGUAGCAGUGACCGCUCUGUUAAAUUCUGGGACCUAGAAGAUCCAUCUGUACCACUGAGUGUAGCCAAAAGAGGCUUGAACCGUGACUUAGAUUGGGUGUCUCAUUGGUGUGGUGUCUUUGUUUGUAUUGAUGAAUGUUUCAACCUGAGCAAAACUCAAACUUUCUAUAAAGAAUGUGGCUACUUCAACUACAUCCUUCGAGUGAUUUCAGCACACAACAGUACAGUUUGGAAAGUGGCUGUGUCUGACUGGUUAAACGUAGAAGCUAGCUGUGAUGCUGCUGGAGAGGUUGUUGGGACAGUUUUAUGUCAAUUAAUGAAAAAUGUUGACACUCUGAAAUACAUAUGUCACCGUCGAUUUCCCAUCUACAGGAUUGAACUGGAGUGUCUUGAACCUAGAAAGUCUGAUGACCAGCCAACACCAGCCAGCAUAGAUAAUGGGAAAAAUUCCACACAUUCUUCUGUACAGGAAGAAGAAGAAGAAGAAUUAAUGAAGAAUGCUAAUGUAAGGGAGAGUACAAAGCCUGUUAAUACAGAUAUUAGUAAAGAAUGCUCAACUACUAAAAAGUCCUCAGAUGAUCAAGAUGAAGUUGUGACCACUUCUUGUCAAACGAAACCUGAGUCGAUUGACCAGGAGAAAGGCAUCGACCAUCCAUGUAGUAGUCACACUUCAAAACAAACGGAAAUGGUGGAAGAAAAAAAUGAAGGAGGAGCUGAAGCACCAGUUAUUUUGUCUACUUACAAGGAAAUGUCUAAUGUAUAUGGACUGGUGUUAAAAGACACCAAUCUUCAAAGUAUGAAGGACAUACCCCAUCAAGACUGCAAAAGGUUAAUUCGUCCAGAAACGAUGAAUGUGACUUCUCUCAAUCAGUAUCCAUUAACAUCUGUAAACACAGUGGUGUGGAACCCAAACUUGAAGUCUCACCUGUGGCUGCUGUCAGCUGGCCAAGCUGGACUAGUUCGGAUCACUUGUCUGCCUGGAUUACAUACCCCUUCAGCCAGUACCAUCAUUUCCAAGAUGGAAACAGAAAAAAGUUGAUAGAUUUAUGUGUAUGUAGUGUGGCAUUUCCGUUAUGCAUCCAUACUUAUACGCGAGGUAUAGAUAAAUACAUUCAUGCUAUUUUUAGCCAAUCUGUUAAUAUUUUAUGCAUUCAGACUCUGAUUUCAGACAAAUUUCACCAGUAUAUGUACAUUUUAAAAUUCCUUGCCUUUGUUAUUAUAAAAAAAGCCUGUUUAUCUAACAAUGAUUAGUGACUUCAUCUAAAACAUGUGGCCUAACUAAAGUCAAACAGAUACCGGGAACCUGUCUUCAGCAGGAAAGAAACUGUAUGUUUUAAUUCAUUAUAAUUUGAGUCUUACAUCAUUACUCUAUGACACAUCUCUUUGACCUUAGCCAAAUGGUAAUUUUAUGUCUUGAUUGAAAUUAACCAAUUUUUUUCAGUUAACUUUAUUGCAACCUGUUGAGGUAUUUAGUAUUUUUAAAAAAUCAUAGUAAAAAAAAAACAUUAAUUCCUUGUUCUCAGGCACCUGUAUUUUGAAAGUGUAUGUGUUUUUUUUAUCGGUAGGAAUAUUUGGGAGAAAGUUUUAAUUGAUUAUAUAGUUUAGUUUGUUUUUGUUUAUUUUUGGGGGGUGGGAGGGGGUCAAUGGGUGGUAAGAAGGAUGAUGCAAAAGAAUAAAAAUUAAUACAGAAAGUACCUGAAAACAUUUGCUUUUUAUUAUACUUUAUGAGCAUAAAACUUAAUGUAAAAAUUAACAUUUAAGGAAAUUAGUAUAUUAUAUGUUGACGUUUUCGGUAAUGCUUGUUCAUAAUGCUAACAGUUCUAUUAAGAGGGAAGGUUACCCAAAAUGUAAAAGAUUAGAUCAUAAACAUUUGUUGAUCAUUGACAUAUAUAACAUGGGUUUAAAUUUCUAAAUGUAUACAACAGUAUUCUUUUCCGUUAGAAUGUUAUAUGUUUGUUUUGCAUAUCGUGUCAAAAAUAAAAUUUUUAUAAACUUUAUGAAAUUAGAGUUGAAUUACUGAGUAUUGACGAUAAUGUUAGCUAAGAUAUUUAAGUAAAUUUUGAAAAUGUACAAAAUAUAUUGGAAUACAAGAUUUUUUAUUCUUUAUACUUGUUGCUAUGUUGGCAAGUGUUUAUAUUUUAAAAAGUCAAAUUUCUGUUUCAGGUUCUAAAGAAAAAGCAAAUCUUUAAGAUUAAAUUGCUUUUAAAAUUGUUUGAGCUUAUUUACUGAAUAAACUAAUCUGAUACACAAUAAUUCAGUAUCUUACAAAUACCACAAUAUUGUUUGAGUUACCAGUUAUUGUUCAUUUCAUUUUUGUUCAAAUGAAAAUCUGAAGUUUGUAUGGAGUGAAGUACUUUGAUGGCUUGAAACUUCUAAUGUUUUUUUUUCUGGGAAAAUGUAUAAAAAUUAUUUCUCGUUCAUACAAUUUUUUGUAUAGUUAUUUUCAGUAUUGGUUUGAAUGAUGCUGCCAAUUUGUAUUGUGAAAAAAAAUAAACUUAUGUAUAACUUGGUUACAUAACAGGUUGUAAGAUCUUCCAAAUGUUUGAAACAGUGUUCGUGAUAUAAAAAAAAAAACCUAUAGUAGACUUUAUGAUAGAAGGGUCUGUUUGUAGUGAGUUUUUCACUUUGCCACUAAAUUGGUUAAUUUCGUGUAUGAUUUUUAAAGUAAGCUGAACAUGUAUUACAGCAGACUUUGUUAAUUCAGGUGAGGUUUCUAAACAAUAAUAAUUUUAAAAAAGGAGAAAAAUUGUAAGAAACAAAAUAUUUAAAAAAUUCUAAAUUAUUUUAUAUCAAAGUGAGAAUGUAGAAUCUUGCAUAGUGGGAACUACACAAUUGGCUAACAUACGUGGCUUAACCUGUCAUGCACUCAAAAAUUUGUGAAUGGUAAGUUUUGUAGACAACUUUAUAUAAUUACUUUAAAUUACCAUUUGCUGUUUUUUUUUACUGUGUAAUCUGUAUUUCUAGACUAAGUAAUCCUAAAUAAUUUUAGCUUUCAAUUCAAAAAGACUUGGAAAGGGGAUUACUGAUUACAACAUAGCAUGAUAUUUAAAAUAAUUUUAUAAUAAUCCCUUUUAGGUAUAUGACCCCAGCAACUCAGCUUGAGGACUUAUAAUUUUGAAUUCAUAGUUCAAUCCCUGCUGUUUUGUCGGUAUAGAUAACCCAUUGUUAAAUUUUGCACUUAAACAAAUUUAACAUAUAUCUGUUACAUAGUUAUAGUAUGUCUUUCACUGUGGUAUUCUAAUGGCAACAGGUUUGAGAAGAAUGUAAAUAAGAUCAAAAUAACUAUCCAGCCUCUGAAUAUUGUACCUGUAAUAAGUUAAGUUGUGACGUUAGUAGUACAACUUUAAUGACAACCUAAACCUAUUUUUUCAAAGAAUGUCUUUUUCAAUGAUUAUUAGUUUGCAUUCAGCAAAUUCACUUUUCUACAAAUAUAAGUAGGUAGGUAGUUUUUUAUGUUUGAAAGGCUACUACAAUAUGAUGUAUACUGUAGGUUUUCUUUUCUAAUUGCACUGUGCAAUGUACAUAAUGUAAAUAAACUUUUUUUUUAUCAUAUGAAAGUUCAAAGUUUUGCAUACGUACAAACUGAAAAUUUAAGUUCUGCUUAAAUUCACAUCAAGCAAACUUUGAAAUAUUCAGUUGUUAAGCAUGGUAUUGAAGGUGUGUGUACUUUUUCCUGUUAGUGGAUUUUUUUAUUGUAUAUUUGUCUAGUUCUGUUUUGAGAUGCAAAUUAAGUAAAAUGCAUAUAUCUGUAAUUGAAUUUCAUUACCCUUGUCAUUGUUGUACCUUAUACAAACAGUUUAAAAUUUGACAGAAAACUAAGAUGUUUAUCACGGUUAAUAAGGCUGCCACAUUCAAAAAUUGUAUAUCAUUCGAAAAGUGUUGUAUAAGGAAACUUUCUUUCCAAUACACAGACGAUUGUUUAGCCUUAAAGAUUAAUUUUACCAAAUUCAAGUGGUAUUAACGUUCAGUAUCUUGCUAACUAAGCUUCCGAAGUAUUUUUGUCAGUCAUACAGUAUCCUUAUAUUUCCUAUGGUAUCAUUUAACGACUUCCUGCUUGGAAAGACUUGAUGUACAUCUAAAACGACAUCUUACCAUUAUUUUGUAAUAAUUUCCUUGUUUCAAAUAACAAUUUGAUUAAACGAAAUGUGUAAUUGAAUUGCUUUUAACUUUUUGUAAGUAAUUCGGCAGUCUGGUUAUUUUGUAACUUAAGCUUUUUGCUAAAGCUUGUUUUGUUUGUUUAUGUCUACAGUGGUUCAUUCCCAUUCUUUCAUUCAGUUUCCUCUAGAUCUAAAGUAAGAAACAGAGAUAACUUUAAACCUUUCAAAAUGUUUCCAAGAAGAUACAUACAAGAUCAAGUUUGAAAAUAUGUUAGUAACAGGUUUCACACGCAUAUUGUUUUCAAUAAAAUAACAGCAGAUGAGUACUAAAUUUUGUGCUUUAGGCAAGAUAGGAAAAAUUGUAGUAACAACCAGUUUCUCAUCAGUACUGCCCCUCAGUGGCUCAUUGGUAAAUCUGAAGAGUAAUAAUGAUAAAUACUGGGUUUUGAUACCCAUGUUUGGCACGGUGCAGGUAGCAUUAUGUUUAAAAACAUAUGUAACAGUAUCUGCAUUUAGAAAUUGUCACUGACCCUUUUUUUUUAUAUUUCAAAGUUAAAAAUUUCUGUGUCCAUUUUGAAGUACUACCUCUAAAAAGACAUGAUUGACAAUUUUUUUUUAUCUGAUGUCACAUAGUAACAAGGUUAACAUUGCAGAUGGUGUUCAGAUGUGUGUGUAAUAGUAAGAUCUUCAGAAAGAAAAACUUUCUCUCUGGUUUUUGAAAAUAUCUGAUGGGAAGUCGUGAAUAUCUUCUUGUCUGGUGUUAUAUAACCAUCCAAAUUCAGUAAGAUAAGAAUGUUUGUUUUUACUUAUUACAAACAGAUUUAUAAACACAUUUACACAAAACUGAUAUUUGGCAUAUACCUAAAGUAUGAUAAGAGAGGAAUGUGUUUCGUGUGAUUUAAACUCCCACAGUGUUACACUAAUUUUUUUGUGUGAAAGUAAAGUGAUUAAUUAGUUGUGUCGUAGAAACUACUAAAUACUUUUUAAGGCAAAGGGGCAAUUUUGGCAUGAAAAAUUAAACAGUUGCCAGUUAAAACUGUUAGCAGUUUUUGUAAGCCAGCA
Molecule: messenger RNA, 11161 nt
Organism: Limulus polyphemus (Atlantic horseshoe crab)
Lineage: Eukaryota; Metazoa; Arthropoda; Merostomata; Xiphosura; Limulidae
Exons: 25
Coding region: 265-7041 (2258 amino acids)
Biological process (GO): transcription by RNA polymerase III
Cellular component (GO): transcription factor TFIIIC complex
Molecular function (GO): DNA binding; protein binding
Source: RefSeq, a predicted model, not a curated record